GUCGGUAACGGGGAAGCUUACGUUUGUGAAUUGGUCUCCAGUUUUGGGCGACGAAAAAUUUGAACUUUCUUCAAAAGUCUGAAUACUAGAUAUCCAUUUAGGUUUUAAUUUUCUUGCUUCCUUGUAUAUAUUUGGAAUGCUUGCUUUGAUGGGGUUUUGAUUUUUUGUUGGUUUCUGACGUUUUCCAUUGCAUUCUUGAGGAGAGAAGUCUAGAUAAGAUAUUAUCUGAUUGUUUUGUUUUGGUUUUGACUGGGCCGUUCGUUUUCGGGUAAUCUUAUAUUUGGUUGAUUGGUUUGUGGAGGAAGGAAGCAGUUUUUGCUAGGAAUUGUGAAUUUCUUGGGUUGAUGGGGGGUAGUAGUUCAAGGGAGGGAAGUUGGAGGCAGAAUUCAUCUUCAUGGAAUUCUCAUUAUGGGUAUCCUCAGUCAUCAUAUGGUCAAGAAAGCCCGAGUCAUGCGCCUCAGCAUAGCUAUGCGUCCCCACAGUAUUAUCUGCACUCACAACCAGAACCGCAGUAUUAUCCGCCUUCACAACAAGAGCCGCAAUAUCAUCCACCUUUGCAAGACCAUGGCAGUGCUAAAAAGACAAUACAGAGGAGGUAUUCGAGAAUUGCAGACAAUUACAACUCCUUAGAUCAGGUUACGGAGGCUCUUGCUAAUGCUGGUCUUGAAUCUUCCAAUCUCAUUGUUGGUAUUGAUUUCACAAAGAGCAACGAGUGGACAGGGAAGAGAUCAUUCAAUAGAAAAAGUUUGCACCACAUUGGACAUGGUUUAAAUCCCUAUGAACAAGCAAUAUCAAUCAUUGGGAAGACCUUAGCUGCCUUUGAUGAGGAUAAUUUAAUUCCUUGUUUUGGAUUUGGUGAUGCAUCGACGCAUGAUCAAGAUGUCUUCAGUUUCUACCCAGAUGAGAGAUUUUGUAAUGGAUUUGAGGAAGUGUUAAGCCGCUAUAGAGAAAUUGUGCCUCAUCUACGACUUGCAGGACCAACAUCAUUUGCUCCUAUCAUUGAAAUGGCUAUGACCAUUGUUGAGCAGAGCGGUGGCCAGUACCAUGUGUUAGUGAUAAUUGCUGAUGGCCAGGUAACUAGAAGCAUUGAUACUCAGCGUGGCCAGCUAAGUCCACAAGAGAAGAAGACUGUUGAUGCCAUAGUGCAAGCAAGCAAGCUUCCUCUGUCGAUUAUAUUGGUUGGUGUUGGAGAUGGACCUUGGGACAUGAUGAAGGAGUUUGAUGAUAACAUUCCUGCUCGAGCAUUUGAUAAUUUUCAGUUUGUGAAUUUCACGGAGAUUAUGUCAAAGAAUACAGCCCCAUCUCGAAAGGAGACAGAAUUUGCUCUAGCUGCUUUAAUGGAGAUGCCUUCACAGUACAAAGCAACCAUUGAGCUUAAUAUUCUGGGUGGUCGAAAGGGAAAUGUUCCUGAGAGAGUUCCCCUACCUCCUCCUGCAUAUGGUGCGGCAUCUUUCAACAGCUCGAAACCUUCCUAUUCUACUAGUUUCCAAUAUGGUUCAGCAUCUUUCAGCAGCUCAAAACCAACUCAUCCUACCCGUUUCCAAGCAACCGUCCCUCCUUAUCCUGAAGAUACUAGUCCUGUCAGCUCAACUCCCCCAGCUCCAAGUUCUACUUAUGAUAGUCAGCUUUGUCCCAUUUGCCUUAGUAACUCGAAAGACAUGGCAUUUGGUUGUGGACAUCAGACCUGUGAAGAAUGUUCGAAAGACCUCGAAACCUGUCCAAUAUGUCGAAGUCCAAUCCAAACGAAAAUCAAGCUCUACUUCUGAUUUU
Molecule: messenger RNA, 1770 nt
Organism: Durio zibethinus
Lineage: Eukaryota; Viridiplantae; Streptophyta; Magnoliopsida; Malvales; Malvaceae
Source: RefSeq, a predicted model, not a curated record